UGUUUUUAUGUUUAUCUCCUCUCGCGAAUGCAACUUCGGUGCUGACUAUUUAAGCGGCUGCUGCGACCAUUCGACUUCAUAUUAGUUUCUAAGCGGUGUUGGAUUACAGUUCGGGCGAUUAAGUGCCAAAGUCAAUUAAAUUUUAAACAUGAAAUUCUUCUGUGGAAUUGUGUUGCUAGCGAUUUUUGUGUCGGCAACCAGUGCUGAUGUUGCCGAAAAAUUGACCGAUGACAAAUCAGCCACGAAUGCAGAGGGAUCAGCGAAAGAAAAGCGUGGCAUUCAUUUUCACACGUACUCAUCGCCAUAUGUUUAUCACAGUCCAGUCAUUGUACAUCAUGCUGCCCCAAUUAUCCACCAUUCAGCACCAAUAAUUCAUCAUCCAUAUGUUGCCGCGCACGCCAUACACACUCCAAUCGUUUCACACCAUGUCAUUUCGCAUGCACCGAUUGUGGCUAUACAUCACUACAAACGACGCUAAUUUUCCAACGACAACCCGAACUACUUAACAGAACGAGAAAAAAAGCGAAAAAUUAUCCGCCUUAAAAGUUCAAACUAUAUUACUAUUUAAACGCGUUUUUUAUAUACUCAAUGAUAAUGAACAACCACACCGAAAAAAAUGGUAGAACGAUUUGUAACACCAUGACAAGGAAAUGCAAAAAUCAACUGAACAACAAAGAAAAACAAGUACCGACGUAACAUUCUAUUUUGUACGAAUUAAUUGACUUGAUGAAAUUAAAAGGAAUGAGAUUGGAGAUUUUACAACGAUUUUUUUUCGAAAACGACCGAUUGAUGUUAAAGCCAUUCUGUUUCAACUAUCUAGAUGAAACACAAAAGCAAAAGUUGAAAUAAAAUGAUUAAAAUCUAAGAAAAUUAUUCAA
This is a messenger RNA of Sitodiplosis mosellana (orange wheat blossom midge), 878 nucleotides long. RefSeq lists its product as uncharacterized. Bases 149 to 478 code for a protein of 109 amino acids. The transcript is spliced from 2 exons. Lineage: Eukaryota; Metazoa; Arthropoda; Insecta; Diptera; Cecidomyiidae. The record is from RefSeq and is a predicted model, not a curated record.